UUCUGGAUAUUAUACAUGUCCUCGAUACCCACCUCCCACCCACACACUUUAGGAAGUAAACAACGACAGGAUAGGAGGCAACAGCGAUGAGAACACGAAAUUACACUGAAUAAUUAGCCAGAACCUGAUCAUGAGCAAAGGAGCACUGGUCAUAGGCGCGUCCCGUGGGAUCGGCAGGCAGAUCGCUCUAACAUUGUCAAGGAAUAACUACAAAGUGGGCGUGGCUGCAAAGACCGCAAUAUCAUCAGAUACACUACCCGGGUCCAUCCACACAGUGACUGCGGAUAUUGAGGCUGAGGCUGGUAGGGGUACACCCAUUGUUUGUAACGUCCGGUCCGAGGAAGACAUCAAGGGUGCAGUUCAAACAUGUAUGAAAGAGUUUGGACGAUUAGAUGUAGCUGUCUAUAAUGCAGGAGCCAUCUUGUGGGAUAAAGUAAUCAACACUAACACCAAGAGAUUUGAUCUUAUGAAUGAAGUAAAUGCACGGGGAGCUUAUAUAAUGGUACAGGAAGUCCUGCCUCACUUCCUGGAACAGAAAUCCGGUAAAAUUAUACUGGUGUCGCCGCCAAUAUAUAACAGGUUCUUUAAAGGGAAGACAACGUAUGCAAUGUCAAAAGUUGGUAUGACAGUACUUGUCCAUGGGCUGGCUAACGAACUGCGAGGAACUGGAGUCUCCAUUAGUGCCUUGUGGCCAGCUACAGUCAUCAGAAGUCACGUGACUGAUAAGAUUAAUGUACCAUUGAAACUCAUGAGGACGCCUGACAUCUUUGCUGACGCCGUUGUGAAAAUAGUAGAGGAUCCAACAGAAAGGUUGAACGGCCAGGCGUUGAUAGAUGAAGAUUACCUGAGGACGACGGGCCUUUCUGACUUCACCAAAUAUCGCUGUGACAGUGAACAUGAACCUCCUCGUAUGAUGCCUAAAAUAUUCCCGUCCCUUUUUGUUGAGGAGGAGGACCAAAACCUACGUAUACCAAACAAUAAAAGCCAGCUAUGAA
This is a messenger RNA of Mizuhopecten yessoensis (Yesso scallop), 995 nucleotides long. RefSeq names its product hydroxysteroid dehydrogenase-like protein 2. Gene Ontology annotation, molecular function: oxidoreductase activity. Bases 131 to 994 code for a protein of 287 amino acids. The record is from RefSeq and is a predicted model, not a curated record. The transcript is spliced from 6 exons. NCBI's taxonomy places the organism in Eukaryota, Metazoa, Mollusca, Bivalvia, Pectinida, Pectinidae.